Molecule: messenger RNA, 4814 nt
Organism: Oncorhynchus mykiss (rainbow trout)
Lineage: Eukaryota; Metazoa; Chordata; Actinopteri; Salmoniformes; Salmonidae
Product: rho GTPase-activating protein 18
Biological process (GO): negative regulation of stress fiber assembly; regulation of actin filament polymerization; regulation of small GTPase mediated signal transduction
Cellular component (GO): cytoplasm
Molecular function (GO): GTPase activator activity
Source: RefSeq, a predicted model, not a curated record
CAGUGACGGGUUUCAAGAAAACAAUCAUGGAAAAAAGGGUCUAUAGUUCAACAUGGGCACAAAGGGAUUAUCGGAAACAAGAAUGUGGGUACGCGUGAAUGAACUGAAUUGUGUGUGGACACUGAACAAAGUACACUAUUCAAGUACUUCUCAAACUGACUCACUCAGUGUUGACAUAGUGGAAUUGAAACUACCUAUCUACAGUGAAGACGUCGGACAGAAAUAGCAGCCUUAAUACACAUGAAAUAGGACAACGAUUACUUCACCAAAAUGAAAUGACUAAGGCGACUGACAGAAAGAGUGACUUCCUCCGUUGCACUUUUGCCAAUGUUGCCUGUCCACAUUCCACUACUCUAUUCUCAGGUAGGACUGAGCCAUAUACAGAGUAUACCUGUGCAUUCUGGCUGAGUUUCAGGCAGUCAUGCUUCCGGAGCUAGUGGACUGAGCUAUCCAGAUCGUAACAGCUGACUUUAGACUAUUUCUGUACCUGAGCAGUCUUAGACUGGACUGCAGAAAGAUUCUGAUCCUCUCAAUUGCUUUAUCUCUACACCAGAGGGAUUUUGAACAGUAAACACACACUCAUGUUCCCCUGUAACGUACACGGCUACUGUAUGAUAUCAACAGUGUCUAUGAUAAGGGGAAGAAGUUGGACACUUAACAGCGACUCUGUUGUAAACAGUUGAGGGAAGGUGCAGUACCAGGAGAUAGGCCUACUGGGCAGGAUGAGUUCCAGAGGUGCCAGGCCCUCUUCUCCCCCCAGCUCGCUGGAGCGCCCGGCGUCACAGGACUCCAUGGAGGACUACUGGAGCGAGGUCAAGAACAUCGAGGAGGAUGGCGAGCAGGUCCACGAGGACCUGCUGGAGAGGGGCAGCAUGGAUGAGGCUGAGCUUGAAGAGGCGUGGCUGCAGGAGGCGGGGCUGUCCACAUUGGUGUCGGGGGAGUUGGGGGAGGGGCCUGCAGAGGCGCUGCUCUCCACGCUGACGCGCUCGCAGGCAGCCAUGGUGAAGAAGCGUGUGGACAACUACACCCUGACCAUGAGGAAGAGGAACAAGCAACCGGCCAGACACGUCCAAGACGUCUUCUCCACGCCAGAUACAUUGUUGGUUGAUCCCAUACCGCCUGUGUCCCCCAAGUCACCCAAUGGACACAUGGCUUCCAGAUGCAUCCACCGGACAUCUUCAAGAGUGCGGCCUGCUUUUCCCAGCUUCUCCCCGGUGGAGAGACGUGUUUCAGAGUGCCCUCCCUCUCAGGAUACCUCUGACACCCUGUCUUUCGAAGUGCCUUACUCCGAGGGCGUCACUGCCCACCGCAGGGGCCGCCAGGGGGACUGCCAGGACUGCCAACGCAUCCGCAGAGAUGACCCCGACCUGCCAACAUUUCAGCUGCCUAGGCCUAAACUAGGCCUCACCCACAUCCAAGAUCUGUCUUGUGCGGACAUGAAGAAGAUCGGCUACAUCUCUCUGAUUGAACUGACCACGUUCUACGACUGCCUGGGCAUUGAGCUCAAACGCAACCGAGCAGCACGCAGCAAGGCCAGAGAAAGUGGUAUAUUUGGAGUUCCCCUGACCACUCUACUGGAGAACGACCAGAAGAAAUUCCCCGGGUCCAAGGUUCCUCUCGUCUUCAGAAAGCUCUUGUCCAAGCUGGAGCAGACAGGACUACAAACAGAGGGGAUUCUCAGAGUACCAGGGUCUGCAUCCAGAGUAAAGCAUCUGCGCCAGGAGCUGGAGCAGAAGUUCUAUGAGGAGCGGUUUGACUGGGAGCAGGUGAGGCACAAUGACGCAGCGGGUCUGCUGAAGAUGUUCAUCAGAGAGCUGCCUUAUCCUCUGCUCACGCUCCAGCACUUACCUGCCUUCGCCGCUGCACAGAGUGUCUCCUCUCCCAGACACCAGAUCCAGGCCCUGCACCUCCUCAUCAUGCUGCUCCCUGAGCCCAAUAGAGACACACUCAAGGCCCUGUUGGAGUUCCUGAGGAAGGUGGUAGCCUAUGAAGAGAAGAACAGGAUGAGUCUGUGGAACGUGUCCAUGAUCGUGGCUCCCAACCUCUUCACCUACCGGGGCAAGAAUGCCAAGCAGGAGGAGAUGCAGGCGGCAGCCGGGGCGGCCCACCUCGUACGGCUACUCAUCACAUACCAAGAACUGCUCUGGACCGUGCCCUGCUUUCUCAUCUCCCACGUGAGGAAGUUGAAUGAGGCUAGCAAGAAGCCGCCCAGCUCAGAGAAGACCAAAAGGAAGCUGCUAAUGAUGAGGAAGAGGAACGCUGAGAAGACUGAAAGGAGCGAGUUGACUGACCUCCGCGAAGGGGUCAUCAGGGUUCACGCCCCACUACAAGCUAAGAUCUCCAUGGCGAUCCAGUUGGACAACGAGACCAAGGCCAAAGAUGUGAUGGCGCGCUUCGAUUAUGAGAACGGUCGUGGCACCAGAAGCACUAGCCAGAGGCCAGUACAGUAUUUGUUUGAGGUCGGAGGAAACAUAGGCGAGCGCUGCUUGGACCCUGAGACUCACCUACUAGACGUGUACCAUGUGAAUCCGCACUGUGAAUGGCUUUUAAAACCCACGACCACAUGAGAACUGAGGACUCACCCACUCAACACAGUCAGCAAACUGAACCACUGCCCUCUUGUGGCCGUCUUCGUGAACUGAGCAUGCAUGGAGGCCUUGUUGACUGUAGGUUCAGUUAAGGUUUUAUCCCAAACUAUGGACCACUAAAAAGAGCGAGAGCUGGAAGAGGAACUAUGGAGAGAGACAUUCUCCUCCUGAAGGAAGGACUCAACAUAGGCCAUGUUUGUGGGAUUGAACCUUAUAACAAACUACUAAAUAGGACAGAAGCACUAUACUCUGACUAGCUGGGUUCUGGAUGGAAGUAUUUGGAGGUGGGACAGCUUUGUGAAGACAUACGUGACUGACGACAUCCCAUUGCUUGCCAUUUGAAUUGUUUUGUGCCAGAUAUUCACCUCCUGGGUCGUUCCACCAAUUCAGUGCCUUUUGAGGAGAGUAACUUAUUUUACACUACCAUUUCACUGUUAGAUGUUCAAUGUUUCUUUUGAAAAAUGUUUUUCAAAAGGAAUAGUCUCGCCACAUUAAAACGAGUGUUCUGUUUACGUAACAGGAUUGACCUUAAAAUGAGGGACAGACUAAUCACAUGAAAUAAUAAUCUUCAGAAAUGACUUUGUCAAAGCAACAAAAUAGCACGGCUUUACAAGGAUGGUGAAAUGUUGCGGUUAAGUUGCUUAAAAUCUUCUGAAAAUCAGAGGGUGCAAGGAGGGACACUAGCAAGUCUUUAUUUAUAUAAAACAUCUGAUUUAUUGAAUUUUCCAUGUGGUCUAUAUCAAAGGGCACUUCAUUUAAUAAAACAGGGUUUUAAAAUUCAAUAUUGUUGCACAAUUUCUACAUAAAAUAUGAAAAGGAUGCAAAAGGAACUCUUCGUGGAACGACCCUCCUACAGAGGCCAUGGACACAAUAACAGACAAUGUGUACCACUUCAUGCAAGACCCAGUUAACAUUUACUUGCUAUAUUUAUACCACACAUUUAUCCUGCUUAUUGUAUUAUCACACAUUCUCCAUAUAACUUUUUUAUCAUUUAUAAGAGCAGAAUGUUGAUUGCAAAACUAUUGGAAGUGAGGAGAUUCAGAAGACUAGCAGUUUGGGUUGUUGAGUUCAUGAUGGUGAGGGACAAGUGGAGAUGGGAGAGGCCUGAUACUGAAUACAGACAUUGGCUCUGUCUGAAACUUUGUUUCAUGGUUUCCUGUCCUGCUGACCGCUGAUUGGUGUCUAGAACUGAUCAGGACAAGGCAGGUGAAAACAACAUAGUGGAAACCUAUCCAGUCCUUUCACCUGCUAGUGGUCAUCAAGGACAUGAGAUAAUUCAGAGUACUGAGACGCAGGCCCACAUCGGAACUGUGACCAUCGAUUCAGGCCAUUGUUCAGCCCACCUUCUUUGCUUUUUGGAUUUGCAUGUUGAGCACUAAUAUAAAAAGGUCCAGAACUCAAACAUCUCCCUCCUGACACAUCUCCCCACCCCAAUGGACUGUGAAUGUUGUACCUGUGGCUUGUAGAAAACAAUGUACACACUACACUAGGACUUAACAACUCUUUCAACCAAUCCUGUAUGUCCAGUCUACAUAAGAGACAUGCAUUACUAAUGAACUAAACUGACUUUGCAUGCCUGGAGAGUGCUUACAAUACUUUAAUGAAGGAAAGGAGAAAAGGCAUAGAGUGGCCAUAAAAAAAGGCCCUUCAUAUCAGUGUUAGCCUGGCUUCCAAACUGAUUAUUACAUUUCACCAUGGUUUCUUUCCAAACGAUGGUAAGAGCAGUGUUCAGUCUGGUUUAACCAGGCUAGCCCUCGCUUGCUUAUGAACUUGUGAAUAAUGUUUACUUGCAGGGCGUGUAUGUUUUAGCCCAAUCAACCUCUCUCCACUUUAUUUUACUCUGUGGUCUUAGUAGUUCAAUGUUUGCCUGUGCCUUGGUUGUCAGCCUGUGGUUUUUGUUGUUUUUAAGUAUUCUGUGCUUCCAAAUGAACCUGUAGCAAUUGUGUCAACAAGACAAAGGUCGUAAUGUUGAUUUGACUUUGCGCAGGACUUAAAAUUAUUUAUCCUUCCAAAGCCAGUGUGUAAACAUUUUUUGUAAAUGACUGUGCACCAUAUACUCUUACUAUGUGUGUAUUUUCUGUAUAUAGAAUACUGAUUUAGCAUUUUUUUUAUUUUUUUAUUUGCAUUUAUUUUAUGAAUAUUAUUUGACCACUGUUGACAGUUUUGGCCAAGUGGCACAAUGUAUCUGACACAGUAACAACUGAAUAUAACGUCAAGUUAAAAAUG